AACUCUCCAUUUUCUCCCACCCCUCUUCAGCUAACCACUUCAAUAAGAUUUACUAUUACAACUCUCCCUAUAGACUUCAGCUACGGCAUUUUCCUCCGAUCGCCGCCACUGACCAGACUUAUCCACCGCCGCCGCCGCCGCCGCAGAAGCAGCAGCGGCCGUCCAAGUCCGGCCAAUAAAAGGAAGUUAUCCAUCGUCGUGUGCUCUGCAGUUACCGUAGCACUAGCCAUUGCAAAUCGCGUGCUUUACAAACUCGCCCUUGUUCCAAUGAAGGAAUUCCCCUUCUUUCUCGCUCAGCUCACCACUUUUGGGUAUGUUGCUAUAUACUUCUCUAUCCUUUUUAUGAGAUACAGAGCUGGUAUCGCUACCGAUGAAAUGCUGUCGUUUCCGAAAAUACCCUUUAUAAUCAUUGGUUUGCUAGAAGCUCUUGGAGUUGUUUCCGGGAUGUAUUCUGGAGCCAUGCUUCCUGGGCCAGCUAUACCUAUACUAAAUCAGACAUUUUUGCUAUGGCAACUAGCCUUUUCUAUGCUGAUACUGGGAAGGACUUACUCUUUGAACCGAUUUGCUGGAUCAUUUCUUGUUGCUGCUGGAGUCGUAUUGGCAGUUACAAGUGGAUCAGAACACGAUCAAUUACUCUCGGGUGUUGAAUUUGUGUGGCCUGCAAUGAUGAUAGCCUCGAGUGCAUUUCAAGCAGUUGCUUCUAUUCUCAAGGAAUCUGUUUUCCUUGAUGCUGCAACUCGCCUCAAGGGAAAGCUGAUAGACAUAUUUGUCGUCAAUUCCUUUGGAUCUGGAUUUCAGGCCCUUUUCGUGCUUCUAUUCUUGCCGUUUUUGUCAAACUUGAAGGGUAUACCGUUAUCCGAAUUCCCUUCAUACUUGAAAAGUGGGGCCGCGUGCUUUUUUAAUAUUGGAGCAAAUACAACAGGAUGUGACGGGUCCCCAACGCUUCCACUCCUUUACAUAAUAACAAAUAUAGCUUUCAACAUAUCAGUCCUCAAUCUCUUGAAAUAUUCAUCCGCCGUUGUUUCCUCCCUAGCUGUGAUGUCAUCAGUACCAAUUUCGAUCUAUAUACUUUCCCUUCCACUACCGUACCUUCCGGAAGGUGCCAACUUGAGCCCCUUCUUCGUCUUGGGUAGCGCGGUUCUUAUGGUGGGACUCAUCGUAUACAAUUUCUCGUGGCCUGUCAAGCAAGACUCGGAUAUCUCGUAAACUAGGGGAGUUAUUCAGAUCCUUCUUCUUUGUUUAUCUGCAUUACUCUCCUUCAGGGGGUUUUUUUU
Messenger RNA from Erythranthe guttata (spotted monkey flower), 1274 nucleotides. NCBI's taxonomy places the organism in Eukaryota, Viridiplantae, Streptophyta, Magnoliopsida, Lamiales, Phrymaceae. The record is from RefSeq and is a predicted model, not a curated record.